AUGGAGAUCGGACGGCAUGUUGAUGGGUCGACGAUCGCGCAGCUGACCAGCAUCGAGCCGGGUCCAGGGAUGGACCGCCUGCUGGCCAGCGCGCGCUCGCUCCACGCUUUGGGCCACACUGGCGCCGUCGCUGCAGCGUGGGAGGACGACGUGGGCCUGCGUCCAUACCUCGACCUUAGACGCGCCAAGCAAGCAAACGAAGCCCACAAUCGGCUUCGGCGGCUCAAGAAGAAGCAGGAGCGCAAGCAACGGAAUCACCGGCCUGCAUAA
This is a messenger RNA of Acanthamoeba castellanii str. Neff, 270 nucleotides long. RefSeq lists its product as uncharacterized. Lineage: Eukaryota; Discosea; Longamoebia; Acanthamoebidae. The record is from RefSeq and is a predicted model, not a curated record. The coding region runs from base 1 to 270 and encodes 89 amino acids. The transcript is spliced from 2 exons.